AUGGAUUUCUUUGAUCAGUCUAGCGACAUCUCUUCGCAACCUCAGAAUAGCGAUUCUGAUUGGCGAAUCGAAUUACCUUUAAAUCUGCUAUGUGAUAGCGUUAAGGAUCGUGAUUUGCUGAAAAGACCGGACGAUGAGUGGUUAACAAUAUUCGAAAAAAGUGUGUUUUUCCAAGGGAAAGACCCUUUAAUUUGGGGCAGUUUCUUGGCCUGUGUUUACUUGGAUCCCGACACGAACAAGUUUGGGGCAUUCUUCAUUGAUAAAGUUGGUACCACGCAUUUCCCAAACGUUAACUUCCAUGACAAUUCCGUCUAUGGACCUGCUGUCUUGAACCUCAGUAAUAGAUAUAAGGACUCAAAUGUAAGGAAAGUACUUGCUUGCUCUUUAUUAGAGAAAUAUGCUACUACAGAUGAGUCAAUAGUGCAAAAGAUCACUGAUGGAGUUCCAUUGAAAUUCGAGUAUGAUCAGACCCAUUCAGGCGAUUUGGCCAAUGGAUGUAAAAUGGUGGAAUAUUGUACCCCUGGAAAUUUGGGGAAAAGCAUCAUGUUGCAUGGGUUGAUCUGUCCUAGAUCAGUACAAUCACUGCUAGUUGACGUAGUGUAUGAAAACAAGCCUGAAUCUAUUGAUGCCAAUAAUGAGUUGGUAUUUUACCUAGGUGAACAAUUAGAGCAAUUGUUUGACCCGUUAACAGAAUACUCGCCGGAGCAAACAGAACGCGUGUACACAACGCCCGACUUUUCACCAGAAGAGCAGACUGAAAAGGACGAACCACUAAUCAAUUCCGUAUGUCAAGAACUUUUAACAUUACAAACAAACUUCACUUUGUCAAUUAUAGAGUUCUUACAGAAGUUUUUAAUACCGUUAAGAAUUGAUGUCCUCAAUGAAGACAUUCCCACUCUUUCCGCAGCUAAGUUGAACCGACUAUUUCCACCAACGAUCGAUGAAGUAACUAGAAUAAACUGCAUAUUUUUAGAUGCCCUGAAGUCUGCUACCCCAUAUGGUUCCAUAGAAGUUUUGAAGGCAUGCAGCGUCACAGUUCCAUAUUUCUAUAAAGCUUAUUCGAGACACGAGGCAGCAACUAAGAACUUUUCAAAGGAUAUAAAGCUUUUUCUACAGAAGUUCAAGCAAGUGAUACCAAAUAGUAAUACAUAUACAGAAAUGAAAAUCGAAACCAUUAUAAGAGGUCCUCAAGAAAAGCUAAUGAAGAUAAAACUGAUACUGGAGAGAUUGUGGCAAUGCAAGACGUGGUCAACGCCAGAAAUUGAAAAUGACGCUCAAAAAAAUUACACAAAUAUUAUGGAAAUUGUGGAUUCUUUUGGUAAACUAGAUUCUUCCACCAUGAGUGCCUAUAACACAAGAGUGUUUACUCCCUCCGGAAAGAUUUUAACCGAAUUAGCUAAAGGCUGGCCACUUGAACUGCAAUAUAAGUGGUUGAAGAGGCGAAUUGUUGGUGUUUUUGACGUGAUUGAUGCAGAUAAUAAUUCAAGAAGAGAUUUAUUGGUUAUUUUCAGCGACUAUAUCGUGAUAUUGAGCAUUGUCGAUGCUGAAAAGUACUACUCGGAGACCGAUAAUAAACCACUUAUAUCUGAUGUUCUCAUGAACUCCCUAAUCAAUGAAGUUGCACUGCCAUCAAAGAUUCCUAAAUUACAAGUAGUGUCGCAUUGCUAUAUUGAUAGGAUUCUAACGUCCACUACAAAGGAUAACUCUAUCAUCCUUACUUUCUUGGAUCCCAAACAACCGGAAAGUUUUGUAUACAAGCUCGCCUCUUCUAAAAUGAAGGCAUCUCACAUUGAAGAAUUGUGUACAAAAGCAACCAUUCUGGAAAAAGUGACUGCCUUCCAUUUAUUCAAAUCAAACCGUUGCAAUUUUAACAUCUAUUUCACGGCGCAUGAGCUGGAAGCCUAUCAAAAUGAAACGAUCAAAUCACGAUUCACUUUGUUUUUAAAUUGUCCGCCAAAUAUAAAGCAAUUAGAGGAACACGAACUUGACCUAGCUUUUUUUGCAACCCUAGAUACCGGUAAAAUUUCGCUGACAAAAUUAACAUCGGAAGGGACGUCUGAUAAUGUCGAAGUAACCCUUGAUGAACUUGUCACUGUUUUAACCAAAGAGUUGAUGAGUAACUAUGGCAAAUAUACAUAUUCCUUCAAGGCACCAUUUUACAACGAGCUUCUAAGAAUCAACGAACAACUAACGAAAUUAAUAGGACACGACUUUAACUUGGUCGAUAUCCACGACGCACCUUCGAUAGUUACUACGCCUGUUGUUAACGACAAGACGAACGGUUUUCAACCUGUUCAUAAAAAGGACAAAUCUUAUGGAACGAUUACCACAUUUAGAAGUAGCGUGAGCGACUUUAAGGACAAUUUACUUUCUAAUAACGCUAAAUCAUCGAAGGCAAACAAAAAGUUUCUCAAAAGCAACAAGGACAAAUCUCAAACAGAAAGCAAACAGUCAAAACGUGGAGGUUUCAUAUCGAAAUUGUUUUCUGUUUUCAGAAAGAGGAAAUCACCUUCGAAAAGCCAGAAACGGGUUGUAACAAAAAAGGAUGCUGGACUGGCGAGAAAUAUUUCGAAAGAUCUACCGCCUAUUAGCGUGCCAAAGAAAAAAGGAGAACGUGUUGGGUCAGUUAUCCACAACAAAAACAUCACUCCAGACCCUCGUCCCCACUCGGACAAUCCUUAUAUCCUUUCCAGUUCAAACUCCUUCAAAACUGUCGACUCUUCUGAAGCUAGCUGUGAGGAUGCGAAUAAUGUUUCUGCUCUUAAGAAUAACGCUAAGCCGAAAUCUAUUUAUACGCAGCAUCAACAAGCAAGGCAAAGCCAGGUCUUCAACGAUGAUCUAUUCGGGGACAUAGUUGCCCCUACGUCUAGUGUACAUGAUAAGAACAGAGCAGAUACCAUAGUUCAGCAGGACGACCGCACCAAGGACGAUGGUGUCAAGGACACUAGUGUGGAAUUAUCAGGCGGAAUCACCCCAUGCUCUGAUGUUAACAACAGCUUCACAAGCUUGGAACAAAAUACUCGUAAUGUAAUUACUAUUGAAUCCACUCCAACUUCCAUAACCCAAGUUGACAAGGAGCAACUCGAAGGCCAACCAGCAUCUUCCACUUAUCCCAGUAAAGAUGAGGACAAUACGAAAUCUCCAAUUUUCCCUAAGAUCAACAAAUAUGAAAUACCAAAAAUCAACUUUACUAAAUCUCCUUCUUUUGCAGAAUUAUUUAAGGAAAUGCGCAUGGUUUUAGACGAGUCUGAUGAAGUAGUGAAUUGGAGAAGACUAUCCAGUGAAGUUUCAUUAAAUGAAAAAUAUGCCAUUCAUAUACCGACUGAUAAGAACUUAAGAUCCAAUAAGCGACUAUCAGCAGCAGUAGAAGUCCCUGAACAAGAUGAACUGUCUUUCCACAAGGAUGAUGUUAAAUCUGAUCAAAGAACACUAGAUACUGGAGUAACUCUCACUAAAAGCUCAAAAUUAUCUGGUAAUUUUAAUGUAAUAAAAACUUCUCCAGUCAAAAUUAUAACUCGAAAUGAGUUAACUAUGAAAAGAACUUCAAGAUCCUCGAACCUGAACGAUGAUCCUCCAAGUUUCUACACGGAAGAUAUGAGCAAAAAUGCAAGACUUGUUGAGCUAACAUUUCACUCGCAGGAAGAUUUACCGGAAAGUCCUUUUUAUACUCCACAAACAGAAGAAACCAAACCUAGUGAACACGGCCAUGAAGAAACAAAUGUGGAUCACUUAGUUCCACCAGAAUCAACCAUAAAAUUACCGACGGAAACGACCAAUAGCCAAGAUGAACCUGCACCAUUAUUAGAUGAUUUAGAGUUCAGUUUCUUCCACAUGUCAUUUGACAAUACCAAUAACACUUCCACUAGAGAGUCUACUAUGGAUACUGGCGAUGUUUUUGAAAAUAAAAAUGUUCUACCUCGGAAGGUAGCAGAGCCUGUAUUCUACAAAUUCGACAAUUUCACCAAAUCCAACGAAUCCUUUUUUUCAGCUCACGAUAAAGUACACCCAACAGCAGUUGAAAACGACGAUGAGCCAAUCUGGGUUUCUCCAAGCAAAUUGGAUAUGUUUGACAUCAGUAAUAAAUCAGACACAUUUUUCAAGAGUUUACAACCACCAGCUUCAAAAAAAGCUGCUCCUAAGGCUGCUGCUUUCGGUGCUUUGACCGACGAAAACAACGGCAAACAUGAUGAACCCUCUUUCCUAAGAGAUUCUUCCUAUGACUACUUAGGUGGCGUUUUAGCAGAAGAUGAUGAAACAAAACCAACGCGAUUGCAGUUCAGCGCUUAG
This is a messenger RNA of Kluyveromyces lactis, 4287 nucleotides long. It is a transcript of the gene BUD3, whose product is annotated as Bud3p. Bases 1 to 4287 code for a protein of 1428 amino acids. The record is from RefSeq and is a predicted model, not a curated record. The transcript has a single exon. NCBI's taxonomy places the organism in Eukaryota, Fungi, Ascomycota, Saccharomycetes, Saccharomycetales, Saccharomycetaceae. Gene Ontology annotation, molecular function: guanyl-nucleotide exchange factor activity.